This is a messenger RNA of Scheffersomyces amazonensis, 1636 nucleotides long. It is a transcript of the gene CBP1, whose product is annotated as Cbp1p. Bases 62 to 1528 code for a protein of 488 amino acids. Gene Ontology annotation, molecular function: chromatin binding; flavin adenine dinucleotide binding; transcription factor binding. The record is from RefSeq and is a predicted model, not a curated record. Gene Ontology annotation, biological process: positive regulation of transcription by RNA polymerase II; negative regulation of transcription by RNA polymerase II. Lineage: Eukaryota; Fungi; Ascomycota; Pichiomycetes; Serinales; Debaryomycetaceae. The transcript has a single exon.
UAAUGAGUAUCGCGAAAUUUGAGAGUAUGGUCGUAUAUUUGUAGUUUAUCGUAACACCAGUAUGUCGAAUGCGGAUAUUAAGAUCGUUGAAGUGGCUAUUGUUGGAGCGGGAGUAGCCGGAUUAAAGGCUGCGCAAACUAUUUUAUGUGAUUCUCGGUCAAAGGUUAAGGCUAAGGAUGUUUUAGUAUUGGAAGCUCAAAAUAGAGUAGGCGGAAGAAUUCUCACUGAUAGAACUCUGUCUAAAUUCGCGUACAAUUAUGAUCUCGGAGCUGCAUGGUUUCAUGAUUCCCUUACCAAUGUUGUAUUGAAAGAAGCAACUAAGUUGGAUAACUUCAAUCGCGAACAGGAUACUUAUUACGAUGACAAAGAUGCCAAAGUUUACUCACAGGAUGGACCUGUUGAUUUGGUAGAAACUAAGAUUAAUCGAGUUUAUGAUGAUCUUGAGAAAUUCAUUGAAUUGUAUUUUUAUAAUGAUAUUGAGGUAGAGGAUAUGUCAUUAAAAGAAAUAACUAAUAAAUAUUUAGAUGAGUAUCGAAAUAUUCUUACUGAUGAACAACAGAAAUAUUGCCGAUUACUAGUACGACACUAUGAAUCUUGGUACGGAAUUUCUUGGGAUAUCAUCAGUGCAAAAUAUGUUCUUAUGGAUCACCAUGGAAGAGAUUUAUUAAACAAGAAUGGUUAUGACUUCAUAAUUGAUAAGCUUAAAAGUGAUAUUCCAAAUGAAAGUAUCUUACUUAAUGCCCAAGUCAAGGUAAUUGAUCGUUCCAAUAAGGCGCAUAGCCGUAAGAUUUUACUUGAAUUAUCCAGUGGUAUUAAAGUAUAUUGUAACUAUGUUGUUGUUACUGUACCUCAAAGUAUUUUGCAAUUGCCUCAAAGUGAUCCUUAUGGAAUAACCUGGGAACCUGCCUUACCAUCUAACUUUCAAGAAGCGUUAUCCCUGAUCCAUUUCGGUUCAUUGGGAAAAGUCAUAUUUGAAUUUGAUUCAAUAUGGUGGGAUAAGAAUGAAGAUAGAUUUACUGUUCUUGCUUCAGAAACUCAAGACAAGCCCGCCUCAGAACCAAUUACUUCUCAUCCGAAGCCUUUUGAUUAUCAUACAUUCAUCGUUAAUUUCGCUUCAGUUCAUAAAGAAAACAUUUUGAGAGGAAGUGGUUUAGUGAUUCUUACUCAAUCACCAUUAACUGAAUACUUGGAAUCACAUUCUAAGGAAGAUGCAUGGAGAUACUACAAGCCAAUUUUAGAGAAGUUGGUAGUACCUGGCAGUACUAUAAGCAAUCCUAUCAAUACAAUAAUUACUGAUUGGACACAAAAUCCAUAUAUUAGAGGUUCAUAUGCUGCUUUACAUACUCAUGAUGAUCCUUCACUGUUAGUAAUACAACUCUCUGGAGAAAUUGAUAAUACAGGAAUUGUAGGACACCCAAAUAUAAGAUUUGCUGGAGAGCAUGCUAUUCUGGAUGGAGCAGGCUGUGUUCAUGGAGCCUAUUCAAGCGGACAACGGGAAGGUGAAUGGGUCAUCCAAGAUAUGAAUUAACAUAUAUAUUAACUUUAUAUGGAUACAUAGAAAUAUCUAGAAUAUUCCAGAAUAUUCCAGAUUAGUAUUUUGCAAUCGUAUUAUUAUUAUAUUAUAUUUAGCACGUGA